This is a messenger RNA of Hypoxylon trugodes, 1602 nucleotides long. RefSeq lists its product as uncharacterized. Lineage: Eukaryota; Fungi; Ascomycota; Sordariomycetes; Xylariales; Hypoxylaceae. The record is from RefSeq and is a predicted model, not a curated record. The transcript has a single exon. The coding region runs from base 277 to 1011 and encodes 244 amino acids.
GUUAGAGCUCUUAAUUAUGCGACCAAGAAAUGCCUAAUCCCAGUGAGCUUUUCUCCCAAUCGUAUAUCCUUUCUUCAUAUGCAUCUUCAUAUGCAAAUGAUUGAAUAACACGUAACACGACUGGGCAAGCAUCGGGGAACCGUCGGAGCCCAAGUCCCCCAUCGUAGUCAAUCCGCAAGAUGACGUGGGCAUAACAACCCUAGAAUUUCCUGGAAUUUAUUAUGGGUGCUACCUAGGGUACCUAUAGGUAGGUGAGUAGAUCCGCAAGCCUCCAAAAUGCCUUCCACAAUGCGAUCACAGUCUUCUUCCCCGGGCAUCAUGUCCUUGCUAACGCCCACCAUAUUCUUCCUCGCAGCAUUAUCUGGCAGCUUUCUAUUCUCACUAAAAACCCACCAUUCAAGACACCCACGAACACGCGAUUUAGCACAAAGCACGCGAUCGCGAGGUCUCGACGAUGAACCCGAAGAGGAGGACGUGGACCCUGUAUCUGUAUCGGGGUCACGACAACUCGUCUACGAUCCAGGAAACGACGAUGACUUCCUCAUAGUACUCGACAGGCCCCAAUUUCGCACGCAAUUUGGAGUGCGAUCUGGUGCGGCCGUGCGCGGAUAUCCUAGUUAUGGGGGCAUCUAUGCACGUCACUGUACUGCGGUCGAGCUAGACUUCUUAGGACUCGACCGCUUCCACAUCGCCAUGAGAUCUCUCGAUCAAGAAGAGGAGGAUGCACAUUGCAACAACAUGCGCAGACUCGGCGCGACGUGGUGGGAAAGCGAAGAUGCUUACCGGCGGAAUGCGAUGGACCCAGACAAAUCCAAUGACCCCGUCACUUUUGUGGGAUGGCCGCCCGGUGGCGGGGUCUGGGUUCUACGAACAACACAUGACGAUGCGACGGCGAGGGGUAUCGGCAGAAUCAAUAAUUGCCAUACCAUGGAGGAAAGAUGCCGUUUAAUCAGAGAAAUGGGUGGAAGUUUCUACGAGAACCCAAGAGAGGGACUAUACCUAGAAUUCUGAACAAUUGGAGGAGGUCUGUAAAUGAACGCUUGGAACCAGGACAGCGACCGUUGUACAACACAAAUCACUCACGUGGGGAGCAUUCAUAUGGGAGUUUACACCGGGGUUUGAAUUGCAUAUUAUGACAUUGGGAGAAAUAUAUACUGUAACUAUUAUAAGGGGCGAUAUUAUCAACAUUUGGGUCAUGUUUCAUUUUUUUCGUAUUUCCUAAUACUUGGGAAACCUCACGAACAGGGAAAUUGGGAAUGGAGACUCUUCUGGGAGUGAAGGAAAAGAAGACACGCGGAGGAUAGAUAGAACCAACUACCGACAUUUUCGACAAUUUCAUAGGGAAGCGCCAGGAGCGCAGCUAACUUAGCUGUGCGUAUGGUUACAUCGAAUGUAUGCAAGUUGGACGCUACCACCGCAAGAUAGUGGAUAUUUUGAAGUUCGCUGAGCUGUACCACAGGAGGAAGUUGUCCGAUGCGGCCUGUACCGUGCGCCUGUGCAGAAUUGUGUUAGAAAAAGUGUUGAGAAUUUGAAAGUGGAUCAAACAGCUUGACCGCCAUCAACUUCUGUAUAUGCUGCCAAUAAUUGUGAAUAAUAUGAUCG